Molecule: messenger RNA, 735 nt
Organism: Punctularia strigosozonata HHB-11173 SS5
Lineage: Eukaryota; Fungi; Basidiomycota; Agaricomycetes; Corticiales; Punctulariaceae
Exons: 2
Coding region: 1-735 (244 amino acids)
Source: RefSeq, a predicted model, not a curated record
AUGGCCAAUUGUGUGUUCGGCUCCCCAGACGCGUGGCGCUCGCUCCUUCGCGCAAUGCCAAACGUAUCCUUCCUUGUCCUCUUUAGCUGCGACUUCGACAACGCGAAGGAAGCAAGCCUCGGAGAGACGCUUCCCUGUUCCAUCCAAAAACUGGGGCUUAUCUUUAACGAUUCAGCUGCCAACGCCGUCUCCUACCUUGCCCUUCAGCAUCUCGCCGAGCUUGAACUCGAAUUGCGCGAUACGACUGAUGCCGAUCUUCUGCGGACGGUCCUCGAAGAAUCAGACCGAUCGUUGACCACUUUGUGUGUGUUGGGGCAAUUCCUGUUCCCGCAAAGAAUGGCCGAUCUUUCCGAAUGCUUCGUGGCGACGAAGCGAGCAGCGCUGCGCGCUGUGCAAGUCCGUGGACUCAAAUCAGCAUCGGUUCCAUCAUAUGCGACUCUCUUAGGUGCAUUGCUCUCCAGCCUCAGUUCACCCGUGAUCGAGCGAAUCGGGCUUCAGUGGGAGCAACAUCCCGAGGCCGACACAUUGCAAGUCAUCGACAGCAUACUGUCAUCGACCACAACAUUCCCGUCGCUGAAGGAGUUCGCACUUUUCACGAAUGGGACGAAUGGGGACGCCGUGCCCUUUCCCGAUACUCUGCUCUGUCUCCCCCAACUUGCGCUCCGCGGCGUCUUACCGUCGGCAUCCGAAUAUCACAGAUACGACUGGAAGGCCCUUCUCCGUCAGGGCUCAUAA